This is a messenger RNA of Polyodon spathula (Mississippi paddlefish), 7453 nucleotides long. Its product is annotated as myosin light chain kinase, smooth muscle-like. Lineage: Eukaryota; Metazoa; Chordata; Actinopteri; Acipenseriformes; Polyodontidae. The transcript is spliced from 32 exons. The coding region runs from base 248 to 5998 and encodes 1916 amino acids. Gene Ontology annotation, biological process: protein phosphorylation. The record is from RefSeq and is a predicted model, not a curated record. Gene Ontology annotation, molecular function: protein kinase activity; protein binding; ATP binding.
AAGAGGAUCAAAACAUUUCCUAAUAAGGUCGAUGGUAACGCAAACACGAAAUCGUGCAUAUUUCUGUCGUGGGGGCAAAAGAUCCCAAAAAUGUUUUUUUUUUUUUUUUUUUUUUUUCCCCCUCCUUGGGCUGCACGGUUUUAGAGUGAAGCGCAGUUUAUGACCAGAGAAGCAGUUGCAGUAGCUGAAAGACGUUGGACUUUUGCAGAACAGCGUGUGCGCUCACAGUUUGGUGGAAAAAGGAACCAUGGGGGAUGUUGAACUUGUAACUUCUACUCGAGUCUCAAAGACCACCCUUACCCUGGGGAGACCAUCUCCAAGCAGCAGUGCUCUCCCCACUGAACCUCCAGCCUUCACUCUUCCUCCGAGGAACGCCAGCAUUGCCCUUGGAGGGACAGCCAGGCUUGAUGGAAAGGUCCGAGGGUAUCCAGAACCUCAGAUUACGUGGUACAAGAACGGUAAACCAGUGACUGCAGGAGACCGCAAUGGGAUUGAACAAAGUGCCAGGGGAACUUUCAGUCUGGUAAUCAAAGACGUUCAAGAAGAUGACGGUGGAAAAUACACCUGUGAGGCCGUUAAUGAUGGGGGCGUUCGGCAAGUGACUGUUGAGCUGACAGUAGAAGGUAAUGCAAGGCAGAAAUAUAAUCUGCUGUCCACCAGCAAAUCAUCAGGUGGUAGAUUUGGUGUCCCGUCAGUUGAUAGCAGGCCAAGCAUCUGGGGAGAGAGUCCGCCAAAGUUUGUCACGAAACCAUCACGGCUUAUUCUCAAGGAAGGUCAGGGUGGCAAAUUCUCAGCUAAGAUUACAGGGCGGCCUCAGCCUCAAGUGAUCUGGCUCAAGGAUGAUGCUGAAUUGAAGCAAAGUGAUCAUUUUAAUCUGUUCGAGAAAUCAGGGAUUCACUUUUUAGAAAUCCAAGAUGCGCAACUAGAGGAUUCUGGAAUGUAUACAUGUUCCGUGGUGAAUAGUGCUGGAAAAGCUUCAGCAUCGGCAGAGCUUACUGUUCAAAGUUCAGAUACUAAAUCAAACAUCAUUUCAGCAAAGCCAUCUGCCACAGUCAUAAAAACUGAGGAAACAUCUGAAUCUCAGCACACAACAGCAAACGGCAUAAUAAAGCAACAGAAGUCCACUACAACAGCAGUGAAGACUGAACCCAAAGAGACGCUGACCACAAUGAGAGCUAUCAGCAGGGAGUCCAAUGUGCUGACACACAGGAAAGCAGAGCCAGUGAAAAAAGCCUCUGCUGUUGACCCAAAGGCAGAGGCAAGAAGAUCUGAGGUUCAGCAGAAGACAACGAGUACCAUUACACUUCAAUCAGUAAAAAUUAGUCAGAAAACGAGCCCAGCCCCCGAUCCAAGGGUUGAGGCUGCCAAGCAGGUGAAGCAGCAGGUGACAGUAGAAAGCAGAGUAACUUUCCAGGCAAUCCAAGGUGUGACCAAGGAACCUGAGAAGCUGAGAGAAACCAGCAAAAUAACAACAAAACAGAAAUGGGAAACCAAAGGGUCUCCUCCAAAGUUUGAGAUUCAACCACAAAGCCUGGAUGCUUUGGAAGGUCAAGAGGUCACAUUUAAAAGUAAAGUUUCAGGAAGUCCACAACCUGAUGUCAAGUGGAUUAGAGAUGGUAUUCCCAUGAGGGGUAAAGCAGGUGUAAAGAUACAUGAAGAAGGCGGCAUGUAUUGUCUUUCCCUAGCCAAAGUCCAGAAAGUUGAUUUUGGGCAAUAUAGCUGCACAGCAAUAAACAGCAGAGGACAGGCCUCUUGUACUUGGACUCUGAAUGUGAAAAGCCCAAAAGUGGAGGGAAUUGCCCCGUUUGUCACCAGUCCGUUGAAGGGAUGCACAGUGAGUGAAGGGCAAGAUUUUGUGUUGCAGUGUUCUUUUGAGGCCAAACCCUCACCUCAGAUUACCUGGUUAUUAAAUGAUAACACUAUCCAGUACGCACAUGCAACUUUUGAAAAUGGAGUGGCCAAACUGACUGUUCAGGAUGCGUUACCAGAGGAUGAUGGUCUAUAUACCUGUGUGGCGGAGAACAGCUGUGGAAGAGCAACUUGCAGUGCCAAAGUAGUCAUAAAAGAAAAGAAGGCAGCUAAAAGGGAUGAGCACAGAAAUGCUGAAGCAAGCAAGACCUCCCCUCCUGUGUUCUUGAAAGCUCUGACUGAUAUGAGAGUCAUGGAUGGAAGUCAAGUCCGAAUGACUGUUGAAGUGACAGGUAGUCCACAACCUGAAAUUGUUUGGCUUCAUAAUGGAAAAGAAAUACAGGAGUCAGAAGACUUUCAUUUUGAAAAGAAAGGGAAUGAAUACAUCCUAUACAUUCAAGAGGUCUUUCCAGAAGAUACUGGGAAAUACACCUGUGCGGUUUGGAAUGAGCUUGGAGAGACACGGUCUGAGGCAACAUUAACUGUGCAAGAGCCUCAGGACGGUGUUCAGCCCUGGUUUAUUAGCAAGCCGAAGUCUGUAACAGCAAGGCUUGGCCAGCACACUCUGCUCUCCUGCGCUAUUGCUGGGGAUCCUUUCCCAGAUUUCCAGUGGCUUAAAGAUGGACAGCAGAUAGUUUUGGAAGAAGACUGUGAAAUCCUUCAAAAUGAAGACCUGGUUACGUUGUUAUUCAGGAACGUUCAACCUCACCAUGCAGGAGAAUAUGAAAUAAAACUGAAAAACCCCAUUGGGGACUGCAGCUGCCUUGUGUCUCUGUUGGUCAGAGAGGGUUUGCUGUCCAGUGAGGAGACUCACCAAACAGAUCAAGAGAAAGAGGCUGAUCCUUUCGGAGAAGAAGGAGAAGAAGAAGUCACUCAUGGGACUUUAAGGCUUGGUAGAGCUGGUACUGCCAGAAAGAGCCCUAGAGAUCUCAAAGACGCAGGAUACGAGGCAAAUGUUCGAGGGCUGCUGAAAAGGAGAGUGGAAACCAAGGAACACUGUGAGGAUAAGAUCAGGCAGCAAGAGGCUGAGCAAGUUGAUUUCCGCACUGUUUUGGGAAAGAAAGUCACAAUCAAAAGCAUUUCUGAGGAGGACUUAAAGGAAUUAUCAGCUGAGCAAAUGGACUUCAGGGCUAACCUUCAGCGACAGGUCAAACCCAAGACCUUGUCUGAAGACGACAGGAAAGUCCACAACUCACAGCAGGUUGACUUUAGGGCAGUACUGGGUAAAAAAACAAUUCCAAAGGUUUCAACUCUGGAGAAAAGUCAAGCUAACAAUGCAGCACCGGAUUUUAGAUCUGUGCUGGGAUCAAAAAAGAAACCACCUAUUGAGAAUAACAACAACAACAACAACAAUGACGACAAAGAUACAGGUAAAAAAGAGGUCCAGAACUCCCAGCCUGACAACAAGGAGCAGAAGAACGAUGUGAACUGUGAACAUGGAUGCCCUGUGGUAGAUGGUGGGAUUAUUGGAAAGAAAUCUAACAAUGUUGGGAAGGGACCUGUGUUUACAGAGCAAUUAGGUGACACUCAUGUAACUGAUGGGGAACGUACAAUGCCAGUUGCCUGUCCAAUCGUACCUCUCCGUCCAACGUGUUACCUGGAGUUUAGAUGGAAAAAUCAUCAAAUCAUCGAAGUUUUAGUGCUCCUGGCCCAGGACCUUGUGUGCCAGUGUUUUAAAGCACCUGCAAAGAACAAUUCAACGAAUCAAGUUCAUGUUUUAAAUUUGAUAUGGAAGGGGUGUUUAGCGGAGGAUCUUCAUAACUUUUUUACAUUUACAUUAGGAGGUGUUUGCUCCCUCACAAUCGACAAGGCCCUGCCCGAAGAUGAAGGCCAAUACAAGUGCAUAGCUGAAAAUUCUGCUGGGAGAGCCGAGUGCUGCUGCUUUGUCCAUGUAGAUGAUCCUUCCGAUACAAAUCCUUCUAAACUAUCUGAUAAGAAGGCCAAAAGAAAUAAAAGCACGCCUUCAACUCCAACUACAGAAAAGGAAGCUACAAUAAAGAAGAAACCAGCUCCAAAGACACCUCCUAAAUUAGCUAUCCCUCCUCAGAUACUUCAGUUCCCUGAUGAUAUGAAAGUUCGUGCUGGGGAACCUGUGGAUUUGUUUUGUAAGUUCGGGGGAACGCAGCCCAUCACCUGCACUUGGCUAAAAUUCAAAAAACAGAUUGAAGAGAAAGGACCUGUAAAAAUAACAAAUACAGAGACCACCAGCAAACUAACCAUCUCUCCAACCAAACCCGAACACUGUGGAUUUUAUAUACUGCAGUUAGAAAAUAAGCAUGGCAGCCGACAAGCGCAGAUCAACAUCACAAUUGUUGAUAAACCUGAGCCUCCAGCUGGAGUCCCAUGCGCAUCAGAUAUCCGAAGCUCUACCCUGACCUUAUCAUGGUAUGGUCCCACAUACGAUGGUGGAAGCGCAGUGCAGUCAUACACCUUGGAGAUCUGGAACUCAGUGGACAAACAAUGGACAGACCUGGCCACUUGCUGUAGCACAUCUUACAAUAUCCAGGACCUUCUGCCUGAUAGGGAGUACAAAUUCCGACUACGAGCUGCUAAUGUAUAUGGAGUCAGUGAACCAAGCCAAGAGUCUGACUUGGUUAAAGUGGGGGAAAAGCCAGCAGAAACUAAAGCAGAAGAAGCAGAACUUUCUGAUGAUGAUGCUGACAUAGAAUCUGAGCCAGAAUAUCGAAAUGUUACUAUUAAUACAAGUCAAAAGGUCAAUGAGUUUUAUAACAUUGAAGAAAGACUUGGCACAGGAAAAUUCGGACAAGUAUUCAAACUGUCUGAUAAGAAAACUGGAAAAAUUUGGGCUGGAAAAUUUAUAAGAGCAUAUUCAGCUAAAGAUAAAGAAAAUGUAAGACAAGAAAUACAAAUCAUGAACGACCUGCAUCACCCAAAACUUGUACAGUGCAUAGAUGCCUUUGAAAGUAAAGCUGACAUUGUCAUGGUUAUGGAAAUUAUUUCUGGAGGAGAACUCUUCGAAAGAAUCAUUGAUGAAGACUUUGAGUUAACGGAAAGAGAAGUUAUCAAGUACAUGAAGCAGAUCACUGAUGGGGUUCAGUUCAUCCAUCAGCAGGGGAUUGUGCAUCUGGACCUGAAACCAGAGAACAUCAUGUGUGUCAACAAGACAGGAUCAACAAUCAAGCUCAUUGAUUUUGGACUUGCCAGACGAUUAGAAAACUCGUCAUCACUCAAAGUUCUUUUUGGAACUCCAGAAUUUGUGGCUCCAGAAGUUAUAAACUAUGAGGCAAUUGGAUAUGUAACAGAUAUGUGGAGCAUAGGAGUCAUUUGCUAUAUCUUGGUCAGUGGACUUUCUCCUUUUAUGGGAGAUAAUGACAAUGAAACCUUGUCCAAUGUUACAUCAGCUACUUGGGAUUUUGAUGAUGAUGCUUUCAAUGAGAUCUCAGAUGAAGCCAAAAAUUUCAUAAGCAGCCUAUUAAAGAAAGACAUGAAGCAUCGUUUGACAUGCAGCCAAUGCAUUCAACACCCAUGGCUGCAGAAAGACACAAAGAACAUGGAAGCCAAACAACUUUCGAAGGAGAGGAUGAAAAAAUAUAUCCUCAGAAGAAAAUGGCAGAAAACCGGUCAUGCAGUAAGAGCGAUUGGAAGACUCUCAUCUAUGGCAAUGAUUUCAGGCCUCAGUGGGAAAAAAGGAGGCUCUCCUAUCAGCCCCCCAAUCUCAGACAAGCUUGUAACAGAAGAUGAUGUUUCCAAUCAGUUUCUUGAAGCCCUUGAUGAAGAAAGAACUAAUGCCAAGCCAUACUUCAGCACCGUCAUUAAAGAUGUGGAAGUGGUGGAAGGGAGUGCGGCGAGAUUUGAUUGCAAGAUCGAGGGUUUCCCUGAUCCUGAAGUGGUGUGGUAUAAAGAUGAACAGCCUAUCAAAGAAACUCGCCAUUUCCAGAUCGACUAUGAUGAGGAAGGAAACUGCUGUUUGGUCAUCUCAGAUGUCUCUGGUGAAGAUGAUGCCAAAUACACUUGCAAAGCUGUGAACAGCCUGGGAGAGGCAACCUGCACUGCUGAGCUCAUAGUAGAGGUCAUGGGAAAGGAGGAGGAGGAGGAGGAGGAGGAGGAGGAGGAGGAGGAGGAGGAAUAAGACAGGACUGAAGCAAAAGCACCAAAUUUACUUUCAUAAGACACUCACUGUUUCGUGGACUAAAUGUACUAAGAACACCCUAUGCUAUUUUUGGACACUUUCUUUGCUAUGAAAUGGUUAUAACAGACAUUAGGAGCCUGGUUUUCCACAGUGGGCAAAUGCCCAUUUAAUCGUGAGUGGGAAUGUACCUUCAAUUUGCCCAUAGUAGAAAAUAUCGGCAGAUGUUAAUAUGAAAAUGGUGAUGUCUUUAACAUCCCAGCUAUUGUUUGAUUGCUUGAUAUAGUUACAUCUAUUUGAGACACACUGGUGUUAGGCAACCAGACUAAAUGAAAACUAUUUUAUAGAAAUAGGAAAACUGUAAAACUAAAGAUUAUUAUUAUUAUUUAUUAUUAUUAUUAUUAUUAUUAUUAUUAUUAUUAUUAUUAUUAUUAUUAUUAUUAUUAAUCUCAACAUUGUGGUGUUUGGUAUUAGCAGAACUUGCAUUUGCAUUUCUUUUUUAAUGCUGUAGUCCACACAUACUAUACUUUGUGCAUCAGUUGUGAAAUAUGCAAUCAUGCAAUUCAUUUUUCAAAAAGUUUUGCUUUUUAAAUGGCAAAAUAUUAUUAAAGGUAUUGAAUUAUGAAACACAUUAUACUAUUAUAGAUGUAUGAAGACCAUAUUGUUUUUUUUUUUUAUUUCCUUAAAUGUGAGUAUGACAAAAUGUGUUACUGAUGUUAUCACUCACUGUUAUUAUAUCACAAAGCAUGUUGUUUGCACAGUGAAUUGCAAAAUAUUUUAUUAUAUGUGUAGCGGUAACAAGGAGGUGGACCUUUGGAAUCACUUAGAAUCCAAAGCAAACAUGGCUUUUUAAAUAUAAAACAAAAGAUAAAACACAGUGCCCCUGCUGCAGCUGAAAAAAGGAUUACAGAACUUGUAAAAGUUCCACUUUGUCUGAAAUGUGUUUUGUGAACAGCAAAAAAAAAAAGGGGGACUUUUCAAAGAGUGCAUAUUUACUUAUUCAGCUUUUGGAACUGCCUUGUACAUUUCCUUUAUUAGAGACAUAGUGGAAAAAGCAAAGUGUACUUACUACAGCAUAGUAAAAGCAAGGACAAACAAGUUGUUUAUUUUUUCCGCGAUUGCCUGUCCAUAUACUGCGCUUUAGUACACUUUGCUUUGCUCUUACUACUGUACACAUCAGCUUACUAAACUAUAAAAUUAACCUUUAAAAGGCUCUGAUGAAUAUACUGAUUACAUUACAUUUUUCGUUUUAGGCCUUCUAGAUACAAGUUAAUAACUUCACUUUACUUAUUGAAGUGUAAAGCUGUUAUUCACGAACUGUUCUGCAUGUAACCAGUGUCUUUAUUUAUAUGCAGUUUUUUGCUGUUAAAUGCGUGAUUUGUCUUGCAAAUGGGCAUUUAUGAAAACCCUGUUCAUUUGGAGCAAUGGAAGAUUAAACUGGUGUGUUUUUUUUUCACA